This is a messenger RNA of Eurytemora carolleeae, 2569 nucleotides long. Its product is annotated as homeobox protein 2. NCBI's taxonomy places the organism in Eukaryota, Metazoa, Arthropoda, Copepoda, Calanoida, Temoridae. The transcript has 9 exons. The record is from RefSeq and is a predicted model, not a curated record. Bases 25 to 1275 code for a protein of 416 amino acids.
AGCAAUCUUGAGAUCCUUGCUAAAAUGGAACAAGAAAUGGCGACUAAAAUGGAAAAGGACGGUAUUCUACCGGACGGUGAGACGGUUGUGGACGUGAGCAAGGAGGUUGAGCAGGGCAGGGGGGUGGAGAGGAAGGUGGUGGAUGAGGAUCAGGAGGAGACCAGGGAUCAGUUCCAUCAGCUGAGGGGGGCUCAGGAUACAGGAUACAGGGGAAGGGGGCAGGAACAUUAUCAACAAAGAAAUGGCGCGCUGCGGAACCGAAGACGACCUGAGGCUCAGUAUAAUGGUCACUAUGAUGAUAGAAGAAAUUAUGAAAAUGACUGGGAGAACGAGGAGGAGUGGAAUGAAGACGAUUAUAAUGAUGACUGGGGCCGCAACAACAACAACAACAACAAUCAUAAUAACAACAACAACAUUAAUAACUUACACCGGCGUCUCCCACAAACCCCCAGAAUGCCUUCCACUCUUGGGAGUGGUAUAGAAAUCCCUCAGCUUAAACCAAGUCUAAUCCCAACCCCACAGAAUCUCCUCCAAUCCAUUCCGAAUUUAUUUCCUGUCGGAACUCCUUCCUCGUUCGGAGGAGUAAAAUCAAAUAUAACAGUAAACAGUGAUAGGACUGAGAGGGACCAUUUUACUAAACAGGGUCAUAACCCUAACUAUUCAGGAUAUAAUGGAUAUGCUCAAGAAACUGGUACCUACAGUAGUCAUCCUAAUCUGGUUGGCAGACAAAAUGGACAACACAGACGAUUGCCACCUAUACCCAACAAACCUUCAUCUCUCAAGCUGGGUCAAUGGAGACAAUCAUCACUACCUGAGGAACACAAUCCACCUGGGCAUUCACACAACCUUGCGCCAUUUCAAUCCUUUGACCGGCAUCCAGACCCACCAGAGGACUGGCAUGACCGGUACCGGCGGCUCAAACCACUCACACCUACCAAACCGUCCACACUAUCCUUUCGCCAAUCCUCUGCCUUGAAUGGGUCUCCAAGCUACGCGCUCUUCGGAAACUUACCGUUCCAAAUGCCUAAGGUGAACGCCUCGCCGACCUGCCUAGAUGGAAGCCGGGCUGGGGGUAACAUGGCGCACUACAAUGGGGGUCCAAGGACUUUGCCGCCAGUUUUAGGAAAAUCUCACAGUUUAGGGCGUAGCCUUCCCCAGACCCCUCCUCCACCUGCUCCAAGCCAUGCUGGUCAGCUUGGGAGCAAGAUUGGAGGGGCGCUGGGAGGCAUUACGGGUCUUUUUAACAGAGGGAAUCAAGAAGUAGAUUGGAUCUGAUGGGAGAGGGGGGCCGGUACAUUAUACAAUAACAAGGAUGAAUUACAGCUAGCAGAGCUGGAGUGUCAAGCACUAACCGAGGAAGCAAGGGAAGAAGCCAAACCAAGUUACCUGAGCUCAAACAUUUUAAAAUUCCCGUCGCGACCUGCCCGCGUUCGAACAACCCUCGUGGAGCCUGCCAAACCAAACAUAAAAACUGGUUUGAGGCAAGCCAGCACAAGAUCUCGGUCCCACGUGUCGUUUCACCCACAGGAGGCCAGUUUCUCUGUCAGAGAUACUUUACUUCCUCAACGUUCGAUAACGUCACCCGGAGAACUACGUUAUUUAAACGCUGUGAAACCAAGGUCGUUGACGAACAGAUCGCGGAGUGAAGACACUGCCUUGUUUUCAAAUAAAAUGUACAUACUAUAAGUUGUCUAUGUCUAAUGCAUCGGCCCCCCUGUCUUGUUAGGCAAAAUUUUGUGUUAAAUAAGAUUUAAUGCUAGCAAAGAACUGAAGUGAUACAUGCAAAGACUAUUCAAAACAGUGUCACAAGAUGAAAAAAGUUUUAUUAAAAGUCUUCAAAUUUGGUUGAGUUUAUAAUCUUGCAGAUUUUAAAUUUGAUCUCAAAGCCAUAAUGACCACAUGUCCUUAGUGUUAACAUUUUUGAUUAAUUUGUUUGGGAUAAAUUAAUUUUUUUCAGCAAUUGGGAAUCAGCUAAUAUGGCAGUAACAUAUUGGGGAUAAGCUGAUCUUUUACUAAUAUAUGGGGAUAAGCUGAUCUUUCACUAAUAUAUGUGGAUAAGAUCAGCUGAGAUGUUUUGAGGUGUUGAUCUAUGCAAUUUUAACACAGUGUGAUUAACUUGAGUAUAUUAUAUAUGCAAGUAUGUAAACGAUAAACCAUGUUAUUUAUAAUUGAUCCCAGGUACAUUGCUACACUGUUAGAAUAUAUCGAAUAAAAACAUUUCGAAAUUACCAACAUUUUGUUUUGUAUUUAAAAUAACAUUUUAGAAAAUUAUCUCUAUAACUUUUCUCAAAAUGAGUUAUUUUGCUAAAAGUUUGUGAGAUAUCCUGAACAUGCUGUUUUUCAAUCUAUAACACUAUGUACGUAAUUUUAAACUGCAUUUAGUUUUUCGAUUUUAAUAAAAAAUCUUAAGAUUUUUCAAGCAGUGCGAGAACAGUGUUAAGCUGCUGAUAUAGUAUUUAUAUCUAUAGAAUUAACACUAACAUUUGUUCAGACAAUCAGAAAUUGCCCAAGUUAUUUUUAUGCUUAAACCUUGUUAGAUUUUUAUAUAUGGAAUAAACAUUUAAAAAUA